AUGGGCAUGGCUUCCUCCAUGAAAUCUCUCAAGUCAACAACGAUUGCGCUAAUCCUACUUCACCUCCUAUCUCUGCAUUUCUCCCUAAUCAAGGCCCAAGGAGGCACUAACAAUGGUGAUGGCAACAGCACAAGCGUCGAUCUGCACUCCAGAGCUCUGAUUCUAACCAAAGUAUGGUGUCUCAUAAUCCUAUUGGUGAGCACUUUUGCAGGUGGAGUCUCCCCUUACUUCUUUCGAUGGAAUGAAAGCUUCCUUUUGAUGGGCACUCAGUUUGCUGGCGGUGUUUUCCUUGGGACGUCGCUUAUGCAUUUCUUGAGCGAUUCCAGCCAGACUUUCGGAGGUCUCACCACCAACACCUACCCUUUUGCCUUCAUGCUGGCGUCCGCUGGUUAUCUCCUCACCAUGUUUGGUGACUGCGUCAUAAGCUUCGUGGUCAACGGAACUGCAAGAAUGGAUAAAGUGGAGGUCGUAGAGGUGGAGGAAGGACAUGGAAGAGUUGCAGGAAAAGAGAUGGCCGCCGUGGACGUCAACCCUGUUUUCGUCAAGACAUCUUCAUUUGGGGAUACCUUGUUGCUCAUCCUUGCCCUUUGCUUUCACUCUGUGUUUGAAGGCAUAGCUGUUGGAGUUGCAGGCACCAAUGCAGAUGCAUGGAGAAACUUGUGGACAAUAUCCUUGCACAAAAUAUUUGCAGCCAUUGCCAUGGGAAUUGCAUUGCUGCGUAUGUUGCCAAAGAGGCCAUUUCUAGCUACUGCUGCUUAUUCUUUCGCCUUUGCUAUUUCAAGCCCUGUCGGAGUUGGAAUUGGCAUUGCCAUUGAUGCCACUACACAAGGAGCAGUGGCAGAUUGGAUCUAUGCUAUCACUAUGGGUAUUGCCACUGGUGUUUUCAUCUAUGUUGCCAUCCACCACCUUAUCGCCAAAGGGUUCAAACCACAAGAACACAGCUACUUUGACACCCCUUUCUUCAAAUUUCUUUGUGUCCUUCUUGGGGUGGGAGUUAUAGCAGUUGUGAUGAUUUGGGACUAG
Molecule: messenger RNA, 1023 nt
Organism: Telopea speciosissima
Lineage: Eukaryota; Viridiplantae; Streptophyta; Magnoliopsida; Proteales; Proteaceae
Product: zinc transporter 1-like
Exons: 2
Coding region: 1-1023 (340 amino acids)
Biological process (GO): zinc ion transmembrane transport
Cellular component (GO): membrane
Molecular function (GO): zinc ion transmembrane transporter activity
Source: RefSeq, a predicted model, not a curated record